CUUGAUUAGCAUGUGUAUAAAUACCAUUGUGUUUGCAAUUUUUAUCUGUCAGUUGUUGUGUUGGCUUUGUUCUUGAUCACGCAUAGGACUCCUCUUUGACAUCACACAAUCUUAAAAUCUGAAAGUGAGGAUUUUGCCAAAAAGAUUCAUCAUGGCAGUCAUGAGAGCUCUUGUGCUUCUUUUCUUGGUCUUUUCUGUUGAGAGUGCACCAGCUGAAGAAGACUGCCCAUAUGGAUGGACCCCUUUUGGUGUGCAAUGCUACAAAUUCUUCUCUCAGUCAGUUAACUGGGCCACCGCUGAGAAAAACUGUCAAUCUGUUGAUGCAAAUCUUGCAUCUAUGCGCAAUACAGUGGAACACAACUUUCUCCUGAGUCUUGUGUCUGCUACCACAUCUGCUUGGGUUGGUGGUCAUGAUGGUGAAAUUGAUGGCCAAUGGCUGUGGUCUGAUGGAUCUCAGUUUGACUUUACCAGCUGGUGCUCUGGAGAACCUAACAAUUAUCAGGGUAACCCUGAGAACUGCCUCGUGAUAAACUUUGGCAAAAACCGUUGCUGGAAUGAUGGGCAGUGUUCAUCCGAAAUGAGCUACAUUUGUGCCAAACCUCUGAGAUCGUGAAAAAUCUAUCGGUUUCAAUGUUUUACAUUAAAACAAUCAAAAACAA
Paramisgurnus dabryanus is the source of this 659-nucleotide messenger RNA. NCBI's taxonomy places the organism in Eukaryota, Metazoa, Chordata, Actinopteri, Cypriniformes, Cobitidae. The record is from RefSeq and is a predicted model, not a curated record.